UUCAAGAAAAAGACUGCCCGUUGACAACUCUGAUGUCGCAGCAAAAAAAAAUUGCAAUUGAUCUUAGACGCGCACAAAAAGGUUAAGAGGAAUUAGAUUACGACAAAGACUACUCCGGGCGAUGGAUGUAGACUCGGGUUCGAAGCAGAUGUCGGACAAGCGGUCGGGAACUGAGGCUGACCUGCCGUCAGGGCCACCCGGCGUGGACGAGAAAAGCGGAAACGAAAAAAGUGAUGACAGGAGUGUAAGGUCGGGAAAAAACCGCAAGUCGAACUCUCGGCGCCGUUCAACGCCACGACGCCGCUCUUCAUCCCGUGGUCGUCCUGAUUCCCGCAACGCAGGAUCUCCACCAGCACGACGAAGACGCUCGGUGUCUCGCUCGCCAACUCCCCCUCGCAGGGGGCGUUAUGACUCCCCAGAUUUUGGCCGCUACCCCCCUCGCCGGCGUUUUGAUCGCGAUAGACGCCGCUCACCUGACCGACGGCGUUCUCCACCUCGUCGAGGAAGGCGAUACGGGCGCUCCCGCUCACGAAGUAUCUCUCCUCUACGGCGAGGCGGUCGCGGAAUGAGCCCGUCAGGUCGUUGGUCCCCCAAGAACAAGCCAGCUUCGCCUCCACAUCCCCCGCCUCAUCAGCAAGUCGGAGCACCUUCGCAAAUGAAUCCUGGCUAUGGAGUCAUGCCACCCCAAAUGUAUGGCCAGGGAACUUACGGCGGUCCUCCGGACGUUUAUGGCCAUCAGUAUGGAAUGCCACCCAAUGCGUUCCCACCACAGGGACCGCCACCAGGAUAUGUAAUGCCGGGUCCCGCUGGCCAGCCCAAUUUCGGAGGUGCCUAUGGGCCACCACCCACAGGCGCCUGGGGUGUAAAUGAAUAUGGGCAUCAGGUCUGGAUGCAACAGCCGCCUCCUGCUCCGGAAACACUAGCAGCCCCACAGCAGACGGGUCAAGAAGUGCCGCCACUUAAACAUCAUGAGGAGGAGCAAAAGGCGCCUGCCGUCGAAGGUGCAGGUUUGCCGCCGCCGGACGCCGUGGCUCAAGAGGCUGAGAAGCAGAAGGACGAGCUCAAAAAACAGCGCGCAAACUACGUCAAGAAAGUGACGCUUCUUAAAAAGGAAAUGAAAGUCCUUAAGGAACAACGUGAAGACUUGGCUGCCGGCGAAGCACCACCCUCUCCGACCACUACAAAUUUCAUUGAGGAAAACGAUCGCCUACAGGUGCAAAUUAAGAAAAAGCUGGACACCAUCGAAAAUGUCAUCGACAUGUUAAACGGCAUCAUUGGAUACGAAGACGAAGAUGUGCCCAAGCCCAAACCUGUUGUAAAAACUGAACCAGAACCAGUGAGCCGAUCCCACUCGUCAAGCGAAAGCUCCGGCGACUCCUCGGAUUCCAACUCAUCCGAUUCUAGCUCAUCGGAGUCCUCCUCGGAUGGGGAGGGAGAAGAAAACGGUGAUGCUGAAGGUAGUCCCACCAAUCGACUCAAGCACCACGCCAUCAAGACCAUGAAAACUAGGCAGGGUGAUGCAAAGCCAGCCACAGCUGCGGCACAAAACUACAAUUUUGUGUUUUUCGAUCCUGAACAGCAUUGGUGCGAGAGCUGCAAUGUUUUCCCGAAAUCGGCACGCGAUUACUUGAAGCAUCUGCAUUCCGAGGAGCACAUGAAUCGUGAAACCAUUGAGACCCCAUGGCAUGUGGGCAUAGAUCACGAUCCCUUUCCGACAUACGAGAAUGCACCUUCUAAGCGCGUUCCGGUUCGAGGUAUGCAGUUUCUGGUUCCAGCCAACGCCUGGUACUGCAAGCUCUGCAGUGUUUGGAUUGGCGAUCUCCAUUGCGCAUCCGCUCAUCUUAAGUCAAAGCUACAUUCUAAAAAAUACGAGUGUUUUAUUGAACAAACUCCCAACUAUGAAAUCGAGUGGCAGACGAAUCGUGAGCGAUCCCUUCAGCAGCAGAAGGAGCGCGAUGAUUCCAAGAGCAAAAAGGGCAAGAAGGACGAAGACAAGACGUCCAAGAAACGGAAGAAAAAGAGCGACAAGAAGAAAAAGAAGAAGAAGCACGGAAAGAAAAGCAAGCGAAGUGCCACAGACGGGAACAGCUCAUCAUCCUCGUCGGAAAGUUCUUCGUCGGAGGACGAACGGAGCCAGCAGCCAAAGAAAGAGCGCGUUGAGGAGCCAUCAAGUGCUCCAACUGACAAGCCGGCUAAUGCCAAUUCCAUUCGCGUCGCCAUGCGGAAACAGGAAGCUGCACCGGUGAUCUCUGCUAAGCCGGAAAUACUUUCACAUUCGGUGGCACCGCCGCCUCCUCCGAUAAUCAAGGAUUCCAUAAACUCCUCAUCGGCGCGUGGCAAGUGGACGUCUGCCGGCGGAGAGGAGCCAGUGGAGGGGCAAAAGAAACGGGACGAAACCCUUAUGCAGCAGUGGAACACCGUUCAGCCUGUGAUAAGUGAGAGCGAAAAGAAACUAUUGGAAAAAUUAAAGGGAAAGCUAAAGAACAAGCCGCCUCGGGAAACGGAGGAGCAUAAGAGUGUGGCACCGCCCUCAGGAGCUACCGCUGCAGAUGAAAAAUCAAAGCGUCGGCGAUCGCGCAGUCCCAAGCGGCGUAGUCGCUCGCGGAGUAUGAGUCGCGGUCGCAUCGACAGAGAUCGUCGUGAUCGAGAUCGCGACAGAGAUCGUUAUCGUGAUCGGGGGGAGAGGCGGCGUUCUCGAAGUCGAUCCCGGAGCCGAGGUCGCAGACGCUUCUCGCGAUCUCCCAUAAGAUCCAGUCGUAGGAGCCGGUCGCGUGAUGGUCGCCGUCGUCGCAGCCGUUCGGAAGAGAGGGUAGAGCGUCCAGUGGUCAAGCAUUCCGAGUUCCGACCCCGCACGGUGCCUGAACGCAAGCCGGAAGCUAAGAAGGAGAAAAAGGAUACGGAAGGCAAGCCGAAGGUACCAAAGACUACAGUGACUGUAGGUCCGGGUGGAAAGAAAUUGCCUUUUAUUGGAAAGAUGCCAGUGUUCAAGAAACAGCCGUCGGCCGCAACGAAUUUCGACCCUUCAGUAUACACCAAUGGUAACUUCGACGCGCCUCCUCCACCACCACCUAUGGGGGGACCGCCCGGACAAAUGGUGGUGCGUCACUCGGCUCCCACAGCAGCUCAAAUUCAAAUGGCUAUGAUGGAGGAUGCCUUUGGCAACGCACCCCCCUUUCACCCGGAUGCUGGCAUGAUGAUGGACUACGACGAACUGAUGCCAGAUCCUGUCCAGUUCGCCAAUUUGAUGACAAGCUGUCCGCCUCCACCUCCACCAGGCGAUGGAUCUGAUGGAGAAAAUCGAGAGCAGGAGGGAGAUCAGUCAGAGGGCGAAAGUGGAGAGAACGAUGUCUUGCCACCAGGCAUUGACGAGCCCGAAACCGAUCUGGUGGCGCGUCCCUUGGACAGUGCGGCUCAGUCAGCCGACGGGGCAUUACCCCAGGAUCUGGCCGAUGCCCUCAACAUUAUAUUCCCAAGUGAGGAGGCGGCGGAGGCUGCGGAUGACAGCAGUCAGGCAGCAACUGUGCCCCAAACUGUAACCACAAUUGUCGAGGACGAGCCGGUUCUUAGCGAGCACAACCUCCAAGACUUGGCCAAGCAGGGAAUCCAUCUAGUGAGCAUUGAAGAAGCAGAAGCUUCAAAAUCUGUCAAUGCAUCGGAAAAAGAUGACACGAAGGACAAGGAAUCUCCGGCACUUAACGGAAAAUCGGAGCCACAAGCUAAAGCCCUCAAGCAGAUCGAAGCAGAUGACAUUCCCAUGCCGAGCUCCCCUCCACCCGCUCCAGCACCAGCGCCAGCUGAGGAGGACAAAAAAUGUGAGCCCGUCACGAAUCAGACGGACAUCUUAGACAUACCAGAGCCGAAGGAGUCGCCGUCGGACAGUGAGAAGCUGCGCCGUCAGGCGGAGUUGGACGAGCUGGCCAUGCUCGGCAUCGAUAGCAGCGACAUGGCGGCGCAAUUUUCAUCAUAUGCUUGCUAGUGACAGACAUUGUUUUUAACCUAUAUCCCGUACCCGUAGAUGCGCUGUAACCCACACGGAUUGACGAACACCCAGAUGGAUCGCAUUGGGUGGGCCUGCGGUCGAGGAACCAUUUAAGCUUUUAGUUUCUUAACAAUGUAUGAGUGUUUCUUGGACAAAUUGUUUUUAAUAAAUGCACAUAUAUGUAUGUAAUAUAUGUAUGAAGAAGGAAAU
Drosophila bipectinata is the source of this 4189-nucleotide messenger RNA. Its product is annotated as zinc finger matrin-type protein CG9776. Gene Ontology annotation, cellular component: nucleoplasm. Gene Ontology annotation, molecular function: nucleic acid binding; zinc ion binding. Gene Ontology annotation, biological process: positive regulation of DNA-templated transcription; negative regulation of DNA-templated transcription. The record is from RefSeq and is a predicted model, not a curated record. Lineage: Eukaryota; Metazoa; Arthropoda; Insecta; Diptera; Drosophilidae.